AUGGCGGAGGAGAAGACCUUCCGUUACGGGUUCAUCAUCUUGGGUUUCUUCCUGGUGAUGACGGGAAUUUUCAUCAUGAGUGUGGAAAAGCCCCACAUCUAUAUCACCUUCUGCGUCCUGGGUGUGCUGCUCAUAGCCGUGGGCAUCACCUGGAGCAUGUGCCAGUGCUACCCAAAGAUAACGUUCAUUCCUGUGGACCCUGAGGCUGAGCGGUUCCUGGACUACAAACCCACAGUGCUGCCACAGAAGGACAUCUGCUUGAUUGCUCCCUGCCCCAACCAAGACGCCACCAGCACCUACGAGAAGAGUCUGCCAUCCUAUGAGCAGAUCCAGAGGCAGGCAGUGGGCUCAACCCCACUGCCACCUGCAGCACAGCCCAGAUCCCGCAGCUGCUCCCAGUCAGCUGUGCAGGCCAAAGCAGAGGUCCACCGGGAACUGGGGGGUGCUGGAGACCCCCCACAAGACCUGGCACCUCGUCUGGAAACAGCGGCAGGCAGCUGCCCUCCUCAUCCGGCCCCUGGGGAUGCGCCACUGGCAUCCCUCCUAGACGAGAUGGACACGCCAUCGCUGGAGGGCUCCAUGCCCGGGACCCCCACGCCACAGAGCCGGACCCUGCCAUCCUCUGGUCACUCCAGCUGCACCCCAACCAGCUCCCCAGUGAGGGGACAGCGCUCCAGAUCCCCCCGCAAAGGCACUGGGGAGCAGGAUGACCUUUAUUAUGGGCUCCAAGAGGAGCCAGAUGCUCUGCUCAAGGACAGCGACUGCCUUUUUGAGCCUGAAAACUGA
This is a messenger RNA of Myiozetetes cayanensis, 786 nucleotides long. RefSeq names its product barttin CLCNK type accessory subunit beta (gene BSND). Bases 1 to 786 code for a protein of 261 amino acids. Gene Ontology annotation, molecular function: chloride channel regulator activity. Gene Ontology annotation, cellular component: basolateral plasma membrane. The record is from RefSeq and is a predicted model, not a curated record. The transcript is spliced from 4 exons. Gene Ontology annotation, biological process: chloride transport. NCBI's taxonomy places the organism in Eukaryota, Metazoa, Chordata, Aves, Passeriformes, Tyrannidae.